Aphanomyces invadans is the source of this 470-nucleotide messenger RNA. RefSeq lists its product as hypothetical. The transcript has a single exon. NCBI's taxonomy places the organism in Eukaryota, Oomycota, Saprolegniomycetes, Saprolegniales, Verrucalvaceae. The record is from RefSeq and is a predicted model, not a curated record. Bases 90 to 434 code for a protein of 114 amino acids.
GCGCCUUGGAUCGUGUACAAGUUCCCCAUGGACGACAAGCCCCUCGAGCCAUGGGAUGAAAGAGCCGAUUGCGGCGGAACAAGAGAAGGAUGUACAUUCGUUGCGCAUCGCGGGGUGCUGGCCAAUGGCACCAUGUCCAUUGGAAGCGACUUGCGGAUCGAUGGCAAGCCCUGACUCAAGCUACUGCAGAUCGCCCUCAACCUUUGGCGGCGCCGAGCGCAGCGUCGGCGACGAACUGCUUUACAAAUUGGCUUCCUGCAUGCAAUCCUUCGGAACCGCCUGACCCCAAAGACAAGCCACUUGUCAUCCAAUGCAACUUGCCAGCGUUCCACGACGACGCUCUGGACGACUCCGCCGAGGAUCCAGCGGGCAAAGCCUCGGAGAGGGGGACCAGAAUGCCAAAUUUAACGUACGGGUUUAAUGUCUCAGUUUGAGGUUUUAUUGCUUUUCACCUAUAACCUUAUAUCCUG